UUUAAAUUAAUACUUCUUGCUUUUGAACAGUGGGCCACAAUACGAAUUGAAAAAGGAGCCCCAAAGGAGUCAGUUCUUAAAAACUCAGCUUCAGUUGGUAUUAUCCAAAGAGAUGAGUCACCCAUGGAAAAAGGGCUCUCUGGUCUGCGAGGAAGGGACUUUGAGCUGUCUGACGUGUUUUAUUUCUCCAAGAAGGGAUUGGAGGCCAUUGUGGAAGAUGAAGUGACCCAGAGGUUUUCCUCAGAGGAGCUAGUGUCAUGGAAUCUCCUCACAAGAACCAAUAUAAACUUCCAGUACAUUAGUCCGCGGCUCACUGUGGUGUGGGUGCUGGGCGUCAUAGUACGCUACUGCAUCCUACUUCCUCUGAGGGUUACCUUGGCUUUCAUUGGGAUCAGUUUGCUGGUUAUAGGAACUACAUUGGUUGGGCAGCUGGCAGACAGCAGCCUCAAAAACCGGCUCAGUGAGCUGGUUCAUCUGACUUGCUGCCGGAUCUGUGUUCGGGCCCUCUCUGGUACCAUUCAUUACCAUAACAAGCAGUAUAGACCUCAGAAGGGAGGCAUUUGUGUUGCCAACCAUACCUCUCCAAUAGAUGUUUUGAUCUUGGCAACGGAUGGAUGUUAUGCUAUGGUUGGCCAGGUUCAUGGUGGAUUGAUGGGAAUUAUUCAGAGAGCUAUGGUCAAGGCUUGUCCACAUGUCUGGUUUGAACGCUCAGAAAUGAAGGAUCGACACCUGGUUACUCAGAGACUAAAAGAACAUAUUGCUGAUAAGAAAAAGUUACCCAUAUUAAUUUUUCCUGAAGGAACCUGCAUCAAUAAUACUUCAGUCAUGAUGUUUAAAAAGGGAAGCUUUGAAAUUGGAGGAACCAUACAUCCAGUUGCAAUUAAGUAUAACCCUCAGUUUGGUGAUGCAUUUUGGAACAGUAGUAAGUACAACAUGGUGAGCUACCUGCUUCGAAUGAUGACCAGCUGGGCCAUCGUCUGUGACGUGUGGUACAUGCCCCCCAUGACCAGAGAGGAAGGAGAAGAUGCAGUCCAGUUUGCUAAUAGGGUUAAGUCUGCUAUUGCAAUACAAGGAGGAUUGACUGAACUUCCCUGGGAUGGAGGGCUGAAGAGAGCAAAGGUGAAGGACACCUUUAGGGAAGAGCAGCAGAAGAAUUACAGCAAGAUGCUUGUAGGCAAUGGGUCUUUCAACUCAGAGUCGGACUGAUCCCAUCCCAUAGAUAAACUCGGCUCCUCAGAAUUUGCCCUUAGAAAUGGAAUGGUUUUGAGGGGGAGUUUUGUUUGUUUUAUUUUAUUUUUUUUUUAUUGUUAAUCUUUUCUACAGAAUGAUUGUCUCUACCUCUUUGUGCCAGAGGCAGAAUCUACAGGUGCCCUUUCUGACUUUUGUUGUUAUUGCAUUAGCCCCAUGAAGUGUAAGGUAGUUUACUGAGUUAAAACAGAUUCUGUCUUUUGUAAAAUGAUUGUGUCAUUGUUGAUUGAGUGAAAUAUUUGUACAGGAAAACGUGCUUCUAAAGUGUGUUUGGAACUCACUGAUAUGAUAAUUUUCAAAAAAUUCCCCAAACUCUCUUUUCUUAAUUACCUUUCCUGCUCCCUUCGGUCACUCAAAUGGGAUUACAAAUCAGUGUGAGGUUACUGUUAUGGUUGUGUUUUACUGCAAGGUAGAAGACAAAAAUGGAGAACUAUAUUUAAGGAAAAGGACAACUUGAUGGUCAUCUGAUCUGAAAGUCGAAAGGAAAUGUAAAUUAUUUUUUACUGGUGUGUUGGAGGAGAAAUACUAUUUGAUAAGCUUCCCAAAGAAAAGUGAGUCUGAGCUGGCCGGUUAGAGCGCACUGUUAUAUAACACCAGGGUCAAGGUUUAAAUCCCUUUACCAGUCAGCUGCGAAAAAAUAAAUAAGUAAAAUAAGUGAGUCAAAGUUAAUGUGUGUGUGCAUUUAUAUGUAGGCAACCCACGCACCAUUUUAGCCAGCAAUUGGUGACAAGGAGCUUAGUUAGUUUUCCAUUUGUAUGCUAAAGAUCUAUACCUAGUUCUCCUCCCAUCUAUUGAUUUGUUUGUGUUUGCAACCAAACUUAUAGAAGGAGGCUUUAAAAAACAUCACUUUGAAUAUCUUCAGUAUGAAUGAGCAAAUGUUGUAGAACUGCCCCUCACCCUCAACCCCUUAGUGGUUUAUUUCCAAACUUUCCCAGUCUCUUAAACAGAAAUUUAUGUAAUAUAAUGAUCUUUUGGAAACUGAGCCUUAAAUUUUUUAAAGGGGGAAAUAGGUGUUCCUCAACUCACACAGCAUAAGCAAUGUUUGAUAGCAAUAUAAUGCUGUCAUAAGCUCUCAAAAGUAUUGUAUCUCUUCUGGUAACCAUAUACCGAAUGUGAAACUCUUACCAUGAAUAUAAAUAAAUUCUAUAUUUCUAAA
Molecule: messenger RNA, 2404 nt
Organism: Galeopterus variegatus (Sunda flying lemur)
Lineage: Eukaryota; Metazoa; Chordata; Mammalia; Dermoptera; Cynocephalidae
Gene: GPAT3
Product: 1-acylglycerol-3-phosphate O-acyltransferase 9
Exons: 11
Biological process (GO): triglyceride biosynthetic process
Cellular component (GO): endoplasmic reticulum
Molecular function (GO): glycerol-3-phosphate O-acyltransferase activity
Source: RefSeq, a predicted model, not a curated record